AUGAGGAAAAACUCGGGCACCCGUCGACGCCGACGACGGUGCGUUUGCUUACUUGCCAAUCCGCUGCCUCGCCAACUGCUGUACCCGAUGCAUGUGCUUCCGGAUGUUCUCCAUGGUCAGGGUAGCCGCCCAGGAGCCGUCGACAGCCACCACCACUUGGACGAGAAGGCGAAGGUGAAGGUGAAGGCGAAGACGAAGACGAACUGUCGCACGAACACAACACACGAUCACCCCCUGAAACCGCAGUAUCCCGUGGUCCCACCAGCAGCGCUUAUUUCUGAGUACAUACGCGACAAUGACAUCAAAGCGGUAACAUACACGACGGUAUAUCUUCCUGUCUCUCGCUCGCGCCUAUGA
This is a messenger RNA of Soboliphyme baturini, 357 nucleotides long. NCBI's taxonomy places the organism in Eukaryota, Metazoa, Nematoda, Enoplea, Dioctophymatida, Soboliphymatidae. The record is from the annotation of a GenBank genome assembly.